AUGCCGUCAUCCAAAGAGUUGGACCGGUUGGCCGGCAUGACUACCGAAUGGGAUCGAAUUUCGUGGUUCGAUUGUAGGAAGAUCUUUCGUCCUAAUUCCAGCACGGAAACUAUCCAUGCUGAGGAAGAGCUCUUCACCGAUGUGUUUUUCAAGCAUCAGUGGUACGAUGGCAGCCGUGUUCGAGACGGCAAAGCCUUGGUGCAAGGAUGGAAUGCUCUCAUCCAUACCAUCAAGUGUAUUGGUUGUGAGGCCUGGAUCGGUAAACUUGAUGCAGCUCGCAUCAGGUUUGAAAAACGCAACCCCGUCGGGGCGCGAUACAAGUUGCACCGACGGUCAAGAAAGGCAGGGUUACCCUGUCUCUCGUGGGGUGAUUCGUGUUCAGGUUGCCUGGACAACUCGAACCGUGCCCCUAGGGAGGCCUAG
This is a messenger RNA of Peronospora matthiolae, 423 nucleotides long. The record is from the annotation of a GenBank genome assembly. NCBI's taxonomy places the organism in Eukaryota, Oomycota, Peronosporomycetes, Peronosporales, Peronosporaceae.